Molecule: messenger RNA, 1631 nt
Organism: Prunus mume (Japanese apricot)
Lineage: Eukaryota; Viridiplantae; Streptophyta; Magnoliopsida; Rosales; Rosaceae
Gene: PSAT
Product: phosphoserine aminotransferase
Biological process (GO): L-serine biosynthetic process
Cellular component (GO): cytoplasm; chloroplast stroma
Molecular function (GO): O-phospho-L-serine:2-oxoglutarate transaminase activity; pyridoxal phosphate binding
Source: RefSeq, a predicted model, not a curated record
UCAGAUCUUUGCCACCAAACCCCUCUGCCCUCUUCUCACUCUCUCUCUUUCUUCUUUCUCUUUCGCUUGCUCUGAAGCAACAGCUCCACCAUGGCAAUGGCAACCUCACCUCACUCUCUCCUCCUCCAAAACCCAAAUACCCAAUUCCUCAAAAACCCCAAAAUACCUUUCACCACCAUCCCCAUGACCUCCACUCGUCUCACCACCACCACCACCACCCAAAACCCCAACAAGGCCAUCUCCGUCAAAUGCUCAGCCACCACGACCCACAUCCAGGAUCGCCCACCGGCCCAGCCCCAGUCCCAAGAUCGGGUCUUCAACUUCGCCGCCGGACCCGCCAAUCCACCCGAGAGGCUCUACAACUGGCGCGGAUCUGGGAUGAGCGUCAUGGAAAUGAGCCACAGAGGCAAAGAGUUCCUCUCUAUAAUCCAGAAGGCGGAGGCGGACCUCCGAACCCUUUUGAAUAUCCCACCGGAAUAUUCCGUGUUGUUCCUCCAAGGCGGCGCCACCACCCAGUUCGCCGCCAUACCUCUAAAUCUCUGCAAACCCGACGAUAAAGUUGAUUACGUGGUUACUGGGUCGUGGGGCGACAAGGCCUUCAAGGAGGCCCAGAAGUAUUCUCAGCCCAAGGUGAUCUGGUCCGGCAAGUCCGAGAAGUACACAAAGAUCCCAGCUUUUGAAGAAUUGGAGCAGAGCCCAGACGCCAAGUAUUUGCAUAUAUGCGCCAAUGAAACCAUCCAUGGGGUCGAGUUCAAGACCUACCCAACUCCCAAAAAUGGCCUCUUGAUUGCGGAUAUGUCCUCAAAUUUCUGCUCCAAGCCGGUGGAUGUGUCCAAGUUUGGGAUCAUCUAUGCUGGGGCUCAGAAAAACGUGGGCCCAUCCGGAGUGACCGUUGUGAUCAUCAGGAAGGAUCUGAUUGGCAAUGCUCAAGAGAUCACACCUGUGAUGCUGGACUUCAAGAUUCAUGAUGAGAACAAGUCUCUGUACAACACACCACCAUGCUAUGGUAUUUACAUGUGUGGGUUGGUGUUUGAGGACUUGCUGGAGCAGGGUGGUUUGGGUGAGAUUGAGAAGAAGAACAAGAGGAAGGCUGAUCUUUUGUACAACGCCAUUGAUGAGAGCAAAGGGUUUUACAGGUGCCCAGUUGAGAAGUCUGUGAGGUCAUUGAUGAAUGUGCCGGUUACUCUAGAGAGUCCGGAGUUGGAAGCUGAGUUUGUGAAGGAGGCAGCUAAGGGUUCAGCUAAGGAGAAGAUGGUUCAGCUCAAGGGGCAUAGGUCAGUGGGAGGGAUGAGGGCUUCAAUUUAUAAUGCCAUGCCUUUAGCUGGGGUUGAGAAGUUGGUUGCUUUCAUGAAGGAUUUCCAGGCAAAGCAUGCUUAAGAUUUAGUAGCAUAUAUUACUGGUAGAGUUGUUAGCAUCUUUGGUUUGUUGUGUUUGCUAUAUUUUUGUUGUUGAAUGCGAGUGGACAACAGCAAGAAGUUUGUCUGCAUUUGUUUAUGAAAUUCUUGUCGUGUGGGAUGAAGUUAAUGCCCUAACAAGUUUAGGAAUUUAGGCCAAUAUCCUCUGUUUAAAACUUUGUUGUCAUAAGCUGAGAGUAAUGAAUAAUUCAAUUCUGGGAUCUUCUUUCAUAUCAA